AUGAUCGCUACAGCGGUCGUCAUUCUGGAUCUUCUACUCACCACAACGUGGAUCCUUCGACUGGUCAACGAGCGAGUCUUCCAAAUACCGCAGGUAGUGCUGAAUUCGCUGGUUGCACUUGUGCUCUCGUUUGUGUUGAAGCAGCUGGCGCUGGUGGUGCCGCCCCUGCAGCAGGAAGUGGAUCGUUUUACUGAAGUGAUCUACGAAUUCCCAGAACUUUUACUGGAUUAUUUCCUGGGAUUUCUGUUGUUUGCGACUGCACUGCACGUUGAUGUGCGAGAGUUCCGGCGCAUUCGGGUAACGGUGUUCGCGCUCUCGGUACUCUCGACGCUCCUGUCUGCGCUCUUGGUAGGCGUCCUGACCUACGGUGGGCUGGCCAGCCUCUAUGCGCUCAGUUUCCGUGAGGCACUGCUGUUUGGGGCGAUUAUUUCGCCCACGGAUCCAGUUGCGGUAAUGAGUAUCCUGAAAAAGUAUCGCCGCCAAGUUCCAGAUGCUACCCGCUUUGCCAUCCUGGGCGAGUCGCUCUUCAACGACGCUGUGAGCGUCAUUCUCUACGUCGUUCUAAUUCGGUCGGGGAAAUCAACAGAACCCUGCACUUACUGCAGUGCAGUUUUUCGAGUCCUGCGGGUGUUUCUAGUAGAGGCCCUCGGCGGUGUCGCUAUUGGUUUCGCAUUCGGUCUGCUUGCCUGUCAUGUUAUCGGAAUGGUGGAGGAUGCGUUACUGGAGGUGACGACCUCAGUUGUGCUGGUAUUGAAUUUGGAAGUUUUUUGCUCCUAUGUACACGCAUCCGUACCGUUGGCAGCUGUGUUUGCUGGCAUUGUCAUGAGUAGCCGCGGACGCGGUACAGCCUUUACUCGACGAGGUGAGAAGCGAUUGCUCCACAUCUGGAAAUUCAUCGAUGAAACACUUAACGGAAUGCUCUUUCUUCUCAUAGGUCUCUCGGCGGUUGUUUGGAGCCCGACCUCAUCCUGGAAAAGCACGCUGCUUGUAGCUUGCAUCACGAUUCUUAUCACGAUGAUCGCUCGAGCGGCCUCGGUGGUGCUCAGUCUGGCGGCGGUGAUGUUGAGCAGCCGCUGCUGGCGCUACUGGUCACGAGGUCGCCGUUGGCGGUUGUUCGGGGAUGCUGUUCACGAACCUCGGCACCGUCGUGCGGUAUAUAGAAUCGAUUCUGUAGCGAUAAUCAUUUGGUCAGGUUUGCGCGGUGGAGUAUCUAUCGCCCUGGCACUCGCUGCUCCCGGUGCGUUGGAAGCUUCUGGACAGGCGGUGACCAGGAGCUUCAAUCAUUUGCUCUUCAUGCUGACCUAUAUCGGUGUCGUCUGGUCGAUUCUCGUCCAGGGAUUGUUUUUUGGACGGAUUUUGCGAUUCGCCUAUGGAGCGUCAGAUUCCGAUAGGGAGCGCAGCAUCGACGGGUACGGUGCCCUCGAGGAGACGCAAGAGACGGCUUCGCUGUCGCGGCCAGAAACGCAAUCAGCCCAGUGUAAUGCCGAUCUUAGCGAAUUUCCUUUAGCUGCAACGUUGGAUAGCGCAACAUACCUGUCCGGUUUGAUCAAAAGUGCGGAGGAUGCACCCGACACGGUACCUGGUCAUGAUACGGGUCCCGAGGACGAGACCACCACCGAGACCAAUCCGAUUAUGACCCGCUGGAUGCACCAACAACAACAACAGACAGAAGAUGCAGUGGUUGCCAUAGACGAUCGAGCGUUACUGCUCGGAGCACGAGAACUCUAG
This is a messenger RNA of Cyanidioschyzon merolae strain 10D, 1728 nucleotides long. Its product is annotated as similar to sodium/hydrogen antiporter. The record is from RefSeq and is a predicted model, not a curated record. Gene Ontology annotation, biological process: proton transmembrane transport. The coding region runs from base 1 to 1728 and encodes 575 amino acids. Gene Ontology annotation, cellular component: membrane. Lineage: Eukaryota; Rhodophyta; Bangiophyceae; Cyanidiales; Cyanidiaceae. Gene Ontology annotation, molecular function: sodium:proton antiporter activity. The transcript has a single exon.